Molecule: messenger RNA, 1593 nt
Organism: Saimiri boliviensis boliviensis (Bolivian squirrel monkey)
Lineage: Eukaryota; Metazoa; Chordata; Mammalia; Primates; Cebidae
Source: RefSeq, a predicted model, not a curated record
CUUAGAGCUGAAUUAAACAAAGUAACAUCUUUGCAUCACCAAGCAUUUGAAAUAGAAAAAAACCUAAAAGAACAAAUAAUUGAACUGCAAAGUAAAUUAGAUUCAGAACUGAAUGCCCUUGAAAAACAAAAAGAUCAAAAAAUCUCCCAACAAGAAGAGAAAUAUGAAGCUAUUAUCCAGAACCUGGAGAAAGACAAACAAAAGUUGGUCAUGAGCCAGGAACAAGACAGAGAACAGUUAAUUCAGAAGCUGAAUUGUGAAAAAGAUGAAGCUAUUCAGAUUGCCCUAAAAGAAUUUAAAUUGGAGAGAGAAGUUGUUGAGAAAGAGCUAUUAGAAAAAGUUAGACAUCUUGAGAAUCAAAUAGCAAAAAGCUCUGCCAUUGACUCUACCAGAGAAGAUUCUUCAAGCUUAGUUGCUGAACUUCAAGAAAAGCUUCAGGAAGAAAAAGCUAAGUUUCUAGAACAACUUGAAGAGCAAGAAAAAAGAAAGAAUGAAGAAAUGCAAAAUGUUCGAACAUCUUUGAUUGUGGAACAACAAACCAAUUUUAACACUGUUUUAACAAGAGAGAAAAUGAGAAAAGAAAACAUAAUAAAUGAUCUUAGUGAUAAAUUGAAAAAUAUAAUGCAGCAACAAGAACGGGAUAAAGAUUUGAUAGAGUCACUUUCUGAAGAUCGAGCUCUUUUGCUUGAGAAAAAGAAAAAGCUUGAAGAAGAAGUCAGUAAGUUGCGUAGUAGCAGUUUUGUUCCUUCACCGUAUGUAGCUGCAGCCCCAGAACUUUAUGGAGCUUGUGCACCUGAACUCCCAGGUGAAUCAGAUAGAUCCGCUCUGGAAAUAGCAGAUGAAGGAAGAGUAGAUUCAGCAAUGGAGACAAGCAUGAUGUCUGUACAAGAAAAUAUUCAUAUGUUGUCUGAAGAAAAACAGCGGAUAAUGCUGUUAGAACGAACAUUGCAACUGAAGGAAGAAGAAAAUAAAUGGUUAAAUCAAAGACUCAUGUCUCAGAGCAUGUCUUCAGUAUCCUCAAGGCAUUCUGAAAAGAUAGCUAUUAGAGAUUUUCAGGGAGGAGAUUUGGUACUCAUCAUCCUAGAUGAACACCAUGACAAUUAUGUGUUAUUUACUAUUAGUCCUACUUUAUUUUUUCUUCAUUCAGAGUCUCUGCCUGCCCUGGAUCUCAAACCAGCUUCAGGUGCAUCUAGAAGACCCUGGGUACUUGGAAAAGUAAUGAAAAAGGAAUACUGUCAAGCCAAAAAGGCACAAAACAGAUUUAAAGUUCCUUUGGGGACAAAGUUUUAUAGAGUGAAAGCUGUAUUGUGGAAUAAGAAAGUAUAACUUAUGGACAAAAUUAAUACAUUCUGUGACAUUUUUUCUGAUUUGUCCUGCAGUGCUCAUUCAUCACUCCGCAAACAGCAGACCAUCUUUUUAUGCAAAAGUCAGCGUGACAAUAUACUUCAUUGGUCUACAUCAUCUACUUUUUAACUGGCUUCACUUUAGGAGUAAUAAAUUUAUCAAAAUCCUUGGCUGAAUUAAAAUGGUUUUUGGUUUUUGAUUUUUUUUUUACCCAGACAACUCUAGAAAUGCGGACCAAACUAGUUCAUU